Polychytrium aggregatum is the source of this 1101-nucleotide messenger RNA. RefSeq names its product apolipo protein O-domain-containing protein. The transcript is spliced from 6 exons. Bases 120 to 773 code for a protein of 217 amino acids. The record is from RefSeq and is a predicted model, not a curated record. NCBI's taxonomy places the organism in Eukaryota, Fungi, Chytridiomycota, Chytridiomycetes, Polychytriales. Gene Ontology annotation, cellular component: MICOS complex; mitochondrial crista junction. Gene Ontology annotation, biological process: cristae formation.
GUCACGUUUCGCGUCCAGCAGAGCGCAAAACAGCCGGCUCGUCUUUUGGCCUCUGUCGCUGCAUCAAGCUGUCGCUGUCGAACAUCCAGACCAAGCCCAUCUCCCGUCCACCGAUCGUCAUGGCAUCGUCGGCCGCUAGACUUGCCUCGCGCUCGGUCGCCAUCCCUGUCUCGGCUCUGCUCGUCGGAUCGGCAUCCCUCUACGCCCUGUACCCCUCCGCAGGAAUCUAUGCCGAGUCCUCCGCCACCUCGGCCCCCGCCGAUUCUCCUUCGAGUGCCUCGUUUGUUCCUGCGAAAAAAGUGCUCUCCAUAUACGAUGAGCCUGAGGCUCGAUACGAAAUCGUGGAUGAACCCACGUCGAUCGAGCUCUCCAUUCGCGAGGCUCGCUUCUUUGUCACGGACCAAUUCAAGACAUCCCGCGCAGCUAUCCAGACGGGCGUUGAUGAGUGGAUCCAGGUUGAGCGAUCUGUGAGAAACAAUCUGGCCACCUUUGUGCAUCCGGACGAAAAGUUUCUUCCUGGUGCUCUCUACGUGACUAUAUCGACAUUCGCGGGAUCGAUCAUCGCCAACAAGAGAUCUCUCGGCGUUCGCAUCGCCGCGCCCCUUGCUUUGGCAGCCGGAUCGUUCGUCUACUGGUAUCCCUUGACGACACGCAACAUUUUCGCCAAGGGCGGCAUCCAGCUUCCCAACAUUUCUCUAUCCAAGACAACGGAGCAGUUCUCACAAUCCCUGUCGAACGCCUACGAAUGGCUCGGCAUUGGAAAGGACAAGUGAUAGAGCACCUUUGUUGCAGAAUUGUGUGUGGAGGGUAGUCGCACUCCAGCUCCCAUGGCGAUCCUUCGCUCGGGUGUUCAAGAUAUCGUCUAUCAAAGCGAAAGCAAGACAGCUCGUCAGCUUUGCAAGUGUGAGAUCUGUGUGGUAUGCCAUGCCGGAUAUCCGUACUGCCGGCUGCAUCCUUGCAAUGGGCAAUAGAAUAUUACACCGGCGGCAACGGCUAUCGCUACGCAAGAGCAGUCAGGCUGUAUCGACUGGUGUGAACUGGUGUCGCUCGGCUUCCAAACAACUGCAUCAAUGGCGAAAUCGCCAAAACUGUAUUGUCGAC